AUGCCGUCCUUCUUCGCGUCCGGGUUGAACACCUUCCCGCCCACUCCGCCACACACCAACGUCGCUCCUCGCGUCGAGACCGAUCCUUCGUUCUACGCUGGUAACGGACAUGCCGGGUUCCCCUUCAGGUACGGGGCCGGAGCUGAGUAUGAAAAGUACCAGCCUACCUUCCCCAACCCUUACCAUGGAUCACGAGGUGACCUCAACAACAAGGGGGCUGGCAACAAGCCGUUGAUCGCUCAUCAGAUGCUCUUCAACAACAACAACGCUCACGGCCAUGGUCAUCACGGACUCAUGGCGAUGCACGGAACCAAGCUGGCUCCCAUGGACAGCGCGAUACCACCACAGUACCGUCGUCAUGAUCCCAUGAUCCACCAGGACCAGCAUCAGCUCCAGCAUCUCCAGCACCUCCAGCACCAACAGCGUAAGAAGCAGCAGCAACAACAGCAACAACAUCAGCAGCAGCAGCAGCAACAGGCAAAGGAACAAAAGACCACGGGCGGCGUGGCGGCUCAUCUAGACUACGACAUGGACCAGAUGACCGACUUCGUGGCCGAGAUGGCCCAUGGAAUGUAUGCUCUCUACCAGUCCAAGCUAGUCCUUGCAGAUAUUGACAUGCUCCGAAGCGUCCACCCAGGAACCACGCCUCCUUCGCAGUUCCGCAAAUAUGUCUCCCAGAUUCUCUCGUCCACGCGUCUGCCUAGUUCCACCAUCCUUCUCGGUCUCUACUACUUAGCCUCUCGCAUGCGGAUGCUCUCCUCCGCCGAUGUCCAUCCUGCUUCCCCUUCUGCCAACUCCACCUCUGCCUCGUCUUCUCCUGCCACCACCCAGGUCUACCGCAUGCUCACCACCGGUCUCCUGCUAGGCAGCAAGUUUCUGGACGACAACACCUUCCAGAACCGCUCCUGGGCUGAAGUCAGCAGUAUCCCUGUCUCGGACCUCAACGCCAUGGAGCUCGACUGGAGGGUAAAGGCUGAUGCUCGUGCUGCUGCGGCUGCCUCCUCAAACGAGUCCCGUGCAAAGCUCGCUCCCAUCGACACAAACAUCAUCCAACGUCGUCACCAACCCUACCACCACGGUCACUCGCACCACCACAGCGCCCUGCCGAAGGCCAUGCUCUCGCCAGACGGCCCCAUUCCGCCACAGUACCAGCGCGGUGCUUGCCCAUGGCUCCCAACCAGCAACGCAAGCACCGCAGCCGCCACUCCCCUCGCUGCAUCAGACUACUCUCCGCCUUCGGCUCCUCACACCGGCCCCAGUACACCGGACUACUUCCACGGCUCCGGCUCGGCUGCUGCCUGGCCGUACAACGCUCCUCCACCUUACUGUGCUACCUGGCUUCCGCAGCAACACCAGACCGCCCGUCCAGGUCCUACCGCCCUUCCGCUGCCCCUCCCACGCUCCCAGCCGCCAUCCUACGUCCAUACUCCCAUGUAUGCAAACGCCUUCAGUCCCAUCAACAAUGGCAACGGGAACGUCUGGACCGGCCACGGCCCUGGCUGCGGAUGCCUCUACUGCGCAAAGAACCAUGAUCUAUACUUCCCUGUCACCGCUUUCGGAUUGCAGCCUGUUGCCGGAUGA
This is a messenger RNA of Microsporum canis CBS 113480, 1581 nucleotides long. Its product is annotated as meiotically up-regulated gene 80 protein. Lineage: Eukaryota; Fungi; Ascomycota; Eurotiomycetes; Onygenales; Arthrodermataceae. Gene Ontology annotation, biological process: regulation of cyclin-dependent protein serine/threonine kinase activity. The record is from RefSeq and is a predicted model, not a curated record. Bases 1 to 1581 code for a protein of 526 amino acids. Gene Ontology annotation, molecular function: cyclin-dependent protein serine/threonine kinase regulator activity; protein kinase binding. The transcript is spliced from 2 exons. Gene Ontology annotation, cellular component: nucleus; cyclin-dependent protein kinase holoenzyme complex.